Molecule: messenger RNA, 334 nt
Organism: Dentiscutata erythropus
Lineage: Eukaryota; Fungi; Glomeromycota; Glomeromycetes; Diversisporales; Gigasporaceae
Source: the annotation of a GenBank genome assembly
AUGGAUUCGUAUAAAGAUUAUUAUAUGGAUCCAGGAUUUUUACCCCAGAAAGUUACAAUGGCUCGUCUACGCGAAAUACUAGGAGAACAUAAUAUACAUUAUACGGGUAGUGAAAAAAAAGCAGAGCUUGUAGAAUUGUUUAAUAAACAUAUUCGACCGCUUGUACCAUCAUUACGAGAAAAGGAAGAAGAAUUGAAGAACUUUCGUACCAGAACUGAAGCAGAGCUGGCAAAAUCAGCAGAAAGAAAAACCAAAACAGCGCGGAAAAGAGCAGUUGCUUCGCCCGAGACUCCAAAAACCACUCCCAGGUCCUCUCGUUCAUCAAAAAGAACUA